AUGGGGCAUCAGGUGAUAAUAUUUGACUUUUCGCUCAUAAGAGGACUCUGGGAGGCUCGAGUCAAGAAGAACAAAGAACGUCAGAGGAAAGAGAAAGAGAGAUUAGAAAAAAGUUCAUUAGAGAAGAUAAAGCAGGAAUGGAAUUUCAUACUGGAAUGCCGGAAGAAAGGCAUUCCCCAAUCAAAAUACCUCAAGAAUGGCUUUGUAGAUAUUGAUGAGAAAAUCUUGGACACAUGUGGAAAAACUCCUCAGCUACAGAAGAGGCUUAGUCUGUCAGAUGAAACAAAUAAGGAGAGAAACAAAUUUAUUUUUCAUCUUUCGGGAGAACAGUGGAUGGAAUUCCCAGAGUCUCUGAAAGAUCAUACCUAUCUGAAAGAAUGGCAUGUAAGCAAUACACUGAUUCAAACAAUUCCAGACUAUAUUGCUUUGUUUCAAGAUUUGAGAGUUCUGGAGUUAUCAAAAAAUCAAAUCAACCACCUCCCAGUGGAAAUUGGCCACUUAAAAAAUCUCAAAGUACUCAAUGUAAGUUUUAAUAAUUUGAAGUCUGUCCCUCCGGAGUUGGGUGACUGUGAGAAUCUUGAAAAACUGGAUUUGUCUGGAAAUGUCAAGGUGGAGAAAAAUACUCCUCUAGAGAAAAUGACUCCAAGGCAGAUCCCAGGAUUUGUGGGAUCUCCCUGUUAUGCAGUUAUCAUUGAAAAAAGGGAUCCCUUACAUGUUUUGGGAAGUAUCUCCCCAUAUCACAUGGCAGAUUACUUUCAGGGACUUAGCAAGGAUGUACUGAUUAAUAAAGAAAGACAAUUGGCUGCCUCCACAGUGGCAUGGCCACUAUUAAAUGCCUUAAAUCAUGCUGAAGUAAGAAAUAAUACUUUAGAGAAUGAAUAUUAA
This is a messenger RNA of Centrocercus urophasianus (Greater sage-grouse), 885 nucleotides long. RefSeq names its product leucine rich repeat containing 2 (gene LRRC2). Bases 1 to 885 code for a protein of 294 amino acids. Gene Ontology annotation, molecular function: protein binding. The transcript is spliced from 5 exons. The record is from RefSeq and is a predicted model, not a curated record. NCBI's taxonomy places the organism in Eukaryota, Metazoa, Chordata, Aves, Galliformes, Phasianidae.